CACGGAAUAAAAAAUAAUUUUAAAUAACUUUUAUAAUUUAUACUAGGGCCUAUAGGGCCCUAAUCUUUCUUUUGUAUACAUAUUGUAUUUCAUGCUUAAAUUUUGUUAACCUCCAGACAAUCCACACUGUGAAGUUUUUCAAUACUGUAAAACAGUAGCAUCGCCGUUCAACUUUGGUUGAGUUUGUAGCUUAUGAGGAAUGACUUCAUAUAUGCUUGUGCGGACAGGUAACAACAGGCAUGUGUGGUUAAACUCUCAAAAUAGAAUGGAAUGAGGAAAAGGAAAUAUCCUUGCAGGCAGUUGGACAAAAAAAUUAAGACUAAUUUCUUUCGUAUUCGACGGCAACACUUGAUGAACAACGUACUUUGAGAGAUACUCAUUUCAAAAUGUGCACAUAAUUUUCUAAAACACGAGAGACUGAAAGAAUGCAGGGCCUAUGGAUAGAAUCAUCAUGUUACUUGUACUUUUACCUCCAACGUCCGCUUCAAAUGAUGGAGUAGCUGGAAUAAUAGAUGGAAAAUGACUGUUGUUAAAACAACAACAACAACAACUGUGUUGUGUUUCAGGUCCAGGCCAUUCUCUGUGGUUGCUUUCAACUUACAUUCAGGGAGAAACACAAUUUCCUGGAUUUAGUUACACAACAACUUUGGAUGACAUAACAGUUGGAUACUAUAAGUCAGGGACGUAUUUUCCAAGAGGAAAUACAACGAAUGAGGAUGAUGUGGUUAAUUCAGAUUACAUUAAGGCUAUAAGUGACUACAUGUAUAAGUCCUUUUUGAGAAGAGCCGAACUGUUAAGUCAAGACAGCCAAAAUGACAGUCUUGAUGUUUAUCAGACACUGGUUGUGUGUGAGCUGCUGGACCCCAACAAAACUGGAAAGAUGCUCACAAAAGAUGCGGCCAGAGGCUCCACCACAGAUGAGAUCUGUUACUUUAACAACAAUUUUACUUACAAAGUGAUUUUAAAUAUUUCACAAGAUGUGCUCAAACCUCAUUUAGAAGAAUUCAAACUAAAAUAUAUAAAUUUCUUUCAGCCAGUUUGUAUAAGUACUCUCGAGAAUUACCUAAAAAAGAGACAAAAUGAAGUAAAUAGAAAGGCAGCACCGAUAAUCAGAUUUAUUAAGAAAGCAAACUCAGAUUCUGGAGGUUUUCGUGUGAGUUGUUUGGCGACAGGAUUUUACCCUCGUCACAUCAACCUGACCCUGUUCAGAGAUGGACAGCCUGUACCUGAUCAUGAGAUCACUGGAGGAGAUCUGCUGCCUAAUGGUGACGGGACGUACCAGACGAGGAAGAGUCUGGAGAUCAGUGCAGACAAACACAGAUACAGCUGCUCUGCCACACACCUCAGUCUGAACAACACACUGAUCAUUGAAUUAGAAAAUGAACCUUCCAGACUUCACAUAGGAGUUGUUGCUGCUGCUGCUGUCCUGAUGCUGGUGAUAUGUGUGAUUGUGGCAGCCAAGGAUUGUAAGGCCAAGAGGAACAUACAACAUCAAGACCUCACAAAGACUGAACUAGACACAGGCAAAAUAUACAUGCCAAACAAGCUAAACAAGAAAACAAGGAGGCGUGGUUAUUCAGAGACACCUGAGGAGACUAAUAGACUUUAAAAAGGAACUGCUAAACAUGGGACGAGACAGGGGAACACAGACUGGAAUCAUAAUUUUGAAGAUAUCCAUCCAUUUGAAUGAGGAGCAAACCAUCACAUCUUCUGUUUUAUAAAUUGGAGACCAUCACAAAUGGAGGAAUAAUAAUCUGAGAUUUCGUUACCAUCUGAGCCAAUGCAAUAUGUGCUUUUAAAGCUGUGAGAUUUACAAUUGAGAUUUAUAUUCAUAGAUGGGGAAUGACACUAAAUUAACAGCCGAUCGUUUCUCUGUAAUAUAUUUUUGUUUACAAAGAAUUUAUUUAUUUAUAGACAUCUCUGUUGUCAAGAAGGGCCUAUAGUUUCUAUAUCAAGUAUCUUUUUAUGGUGCUGUAACAUAUAGUGUGCUGAGCAAUUCAAAGGAUACAGGUUUGUUAAUGGAUUUAUAUUUUGCUAAACACAAAACCAAAACAGAAUGGCAUAGCCUCAUCCAUACCAAAAUAGAGGUUUCAAAGGAAUACACACACUGACCAACACUGUAGGCCUAUGUACAGUAGUUUAUUGUUACUGUUGCUGGGUGUAAUAUUGUUUUUGUGAAAUCAUUCUAGACUGUGCUUGUUGUUUUGCAUCGGAGUUUUCUUUUGAGACUCUGUCUGGAUAAACAGUUUAUGUGCCUGUUUCAUAUUUUUAUUGAUUGCUUUUAUGAGAACAAGGCCAUUGGAUGACGGGGGGUGCUGAGAGAUAAAUUAUACAUUAAAGGUUUUGGUAUUUGAUUUGCCCUA
Molecule: messenger RNA, 2363 nt
Organism: Pimephales promelas (fathead minnow)
Lineage: Eukaryota; Metazoa; Chordata; Actinopteri; Cypriniformes; Leuciscidae
Source: RefSeq, a predicted model, not a curated record